Messenger RNA from Diceros bicornis minor, 2437 nucleotides. RefSeq names its product androgen induced 1 (gene AIG1). Lineage: Eukaryota; Metazoa; Chordata; Mammalia; Perissodactyla; Rhinocerotidae. The record is from RefSeq and is a predicted model, not a curated record. The transcript has 6 exons. The coding region runs from base 110 to 826 and encodes 238 amino acids. Gene Ontology annotation, cellular component: endomembrane system; membrane.
AGCCCCCGCCCGCGCCGCCGGCCGCGCCCGGGUUCCCACGGCGCCCGCCCCCGCGCUGCGCUCCCGCCCGCCCUCGUCGCCGCCGCGCCCGCCCAGGCCUCUGGCGGACAUGGCGCUUGUCCCCUGCCAGGUGCUGCGGGUGGCGAUCCUGCUGUCCUACUGCUCCAUCCUCUGCAACUACAAGGCCAUCGAAAUGCCCUCGCAUCAGACCUACGGAGGGAGCUGGAAAUUCCUGACGUUCAUUGAUCUGGUUAUCCAGGCUGUCUUUUUUGGCAUCUGUGUGCUCACCGAUCUUUCCAGUCUUCUGACUAGAGGAAGUGGGAACCAAGAACAAGAGAGACAACUCAAGAAGCUCAUCUCUCUCCGGGACUGGAUGUUAGCCGUAUUGGCCUUUCCUGUUGGGGUUUUCGUCGUAGCAGUGUUCUGGAUCAUUUAUGCCUAUGACAGAGAGAUGAUUUACCCGAAGUUGCUUGAUAAUUUUAUCCCAGGGUGGCUGAAUCACGGAAUGCACACAACGGUUUUGCCCUUUAUAUUAAUCGAGAUGAGAACAUCACACCAUGCAUAUCCCAGCAGAAGCAGUGGACUCGCCGCCAUAUGUACCUUCUCUGUUGGCUAUAUAUUAUGGGUGUGUUGGGUGCAUCAUGUAACUGGGAUGUGGGUGUACCCUUUCCUGGAACACAUCGGCCCAGGAGCCAGAAUCAUCUUUUUUGGGUCUACAACCAUCUUAAUGAACUUUUUGUACCUGCUGGGAGAAGUUCUGAACAGCUAUAUCUGGGAUACACAGAGAAGUAUGGAAGAAGAGAAAGAGAAGCCUAAACUGGAAUGAGAUCCAAGUUUAAACAGAAGGGCUGGAUUGAGCCGCCAUUGAAGAAGCGUUCUCCCUGGGCUUUGGCAGUGCUGAAGAGGAAACAUCAGAGAGAGCAGUGGAAUCCGCCUCCACCUCCCUGCCCCAGAGGGAGGACACCUUUUAUGGAGAAAUAUAUAUAAGAAUAGAAUACGGUUGUUUCCAAAAUAACUUGCCCUCAUUGUGUUUUAAAAACUAGAAUUGGUCAUUGGAUUUUAAUUUUUGCAAUUGAAAUUCCAUUUAACCAAGGAAGAAUAAAAUUCUAUUGUGUUUCUUGAGAAAUAUGUGGAAAUCAAAGAGGCAGAUGUCAAGCAAGGCAUUGGUCCUACAGGUGGCUGGAAUAAUGAACCAGGGCCACAGUGUAAGUCUGGAGAAAACGUGAUUGAUGUUCCCUAUUGCAAUAAUGUCACUGUUGUCUCAAAAGGGCAAUAUUAGUAAUAAUGACAUCAGUUUAGUCAAAACCCUAAGCAUAUUUGGAUCUCGUGAUUUAAUCAUGUGAAAUUUGUCCUAGAUGCAAAUUAUAACUUUAAUAAAGACCAAGCAAUCCCUAAUCUAACGCCUGCAUGGUACAUCUCCGAACUCUAACAACACGGAGGUCUUCUUUCUUAUUUUGUUUCUAUUGCUGUUGAAAAUGGAUGUACUGAACCUGGAUCUUAUAAUUUUCUGAUUUUAAAAAUGUGUCUCUUUUUGAUAACUCCAAAAAGAAUAAUUUUAUUUAAAAAGCUAAUUUACAAAAUCUUUGAUCAUAAUUAUUUCUAAAUAAUACAAUGCAGAAUAUGUAGUCGAAAACACAUAAAAAUAAAUCUUAGAGAAAUAUAAAGAAUGGACUAAUAAAAAUAAAGGCAGAGAUUAAGUAGGGCAGCAGGAAAAUAACAAUGGAAUUGAUAAUUAAAUUGAUUAAUAAAUUCAAUAUCUCAUCUGUACAAAUAGCAUUAAAAUAUGCAAACUACUGAUAUGUUAACUGAAAAGAAAGAGAAAGAGAGAAACACAAAUACUUGACAAUAUAAGUACAGAUGUGAAACAAAUUUUUUUUGUUUCUUUUUUUUUUUUGAGGAAGAUUGGCCCUGCACUAACAUCUGUUGCCAAUCUUCCUCUUUUUCUUUUUUCGCCCCAAAGCCCCAGUAGUUGUGUAUCAUAGUUGUAGAGUUGUAGCUCUUCUCUGUGGGCUUGAUGAGCGGUGAGUAGGUCCACACCCUGGAUCCAAACCUGCAAACCCUGGGCCACCGAAGUGGAACAUGUGAAUUUAACUACUACACCACCAGGCUGGCCCCAAAACAAAUUUUUAAUUAUAAAAAUAUGUUGUAUUGCUCUAUGGCAACAAAUUCCUAGAACCCAAUGAAAAGUGCAAUUUUCAAGGAACAUGGAUUCAAUAAGAAUUAUAAACCUGUAAUUGACUGACAUUUAUGGAAGACAUUUUUGAAUAUUCAAUUAUCUAUCUCCAAUAAAAGAGUUGAGUCCAGAGUGUUUUAUGAGCAAGUCCUUGAAAACUUUCAAGUCACAAUUCUCAUGUUAUUUCAAUUGUUCCAAGGUUACAGAAUGAUGAAACACUUCUCAAAUUCUUUUUCGGUUAAUAUAACCUUCAAAACAAGGCUA